AUGGGACAGACGGAGCAGCCGGGGCUCCGGAGGGCUAAGUCAGUCCUCCAGGCACAGCCAUGCAGCGGCAUCAGACGGCAGCUGGCGAGGGAAGAGCUCCGAGUUGCUCAGGGGCUCCCGGGGAGCGGCGUCCGCCCACCCCGCGCCCGGUCUCUCUCCGGGCGGAGGGGGCGGCCCCGCAACUCCCAGGCCCCGCCCCCCGCCCGCCCCCGGCCAAGCCCGGGCUCCGCCCCCCAGGCCCCCGACCCCGCCUCGCGCCGGCCCCCGCCCCCCCGAACCCCGCCCCCCACCCCGCCCCGAGGGCGCCCCGGGGCCAUUGCCCGGCCCGAGGGGCGCCCCCCGGCCCGCGGCCCCGCUUACCUGGCCGCGCGCCCCCCGGCCCCCCCUCACUCGGCGACCAGAGCCGCAGCCCCGGCCCCUCCCGCCGCCAUCUUGUGCCGACUCCCUCCGCCCUCCGCCUCCGCUCCGCCUCCCGGACCUGCGACCUUAAAGGCGCAGGCCGGCACCCCCUCCCGUGCCGCUGGGCAGAACUCGACCGACACCGACACUUCUCCUUUAAAGGGCCAGGGCGUCACUCCACCUUAA
Molecule: messenger RNA, 585 nt
Organism: Peromyscus leucopus (white-footed mouse)
Lineage: Eukaryota; Metazoa; Chordata; Mammalia; Rodentia; Cricetidae
Product: basic proline-rich protein-like
Exons: 1
Coding region: 1-585 (194 amino acids)
Source: RefSeq, a predicted model, not a curated record